Messenger RNA from Manduca sexta (tobacco hornworm), 5177 nucleotides. RefSeq lists its product as uncharacterized. Bases 280 to 1827 code for a protein of 515 amino acids. The transcript is spliced from 4 exons. Gene Ontology annotation, cellular component: nucleus. Gene Ontology annotation, molecular function: RNA polymerase II transcription regulatory region sequence-specific DNA binding; DNA-binding transcription factor activity, RNA polymerase II-specific. NCBI's taxonomy places the organism in Eukaryota, Metazoa, Arthropoda, Insecta, Lepidoptera, Sphingidae. The record is from RefSeq and is a predicted model, not a curated record. Gene Ontology annotation, biological process: regulation of transcription by RNA polymerase II.
UAUUCGUAUCAGCUGACAACCAAAGCAAAACAGUCGGUGCGCGACCAUCUUGUCAAAACUCUGAGUCGGUGACAACAAAUAAAUAUUGUAAAAUGUCCUAAAUCGUUGUUAAUGACAUAACGUUGAUAUUGUAUUUAAUGGACUAUCGUGUAUUUUACAUGUCGGUGUUGUUAACAGUUCGUUUAUUAUACAUUUUGCUCAAUAUUUCGGGCUUGUGUUGCGUCAAGUGACGUCAUGUGUAUGAAACACGUAUCGCGGCUGACGAGUUUAUAGUGCACAAUGCAAGAGCAGGACGGCGAUAUCGAGCCGGCGCAUCACGCGCGGCGGCCCAUGAACGCCUUCCUUAUAUUCUGCAAGCGGCACCGGAGUGUCGUGCGCGAUAAAUAUCCUAACCUCGAAAAUAGAUCCAUAACGAAGAUUCUCGGCGAGUGGUGGGCCAACUUGGACAAAGAGGAGAAAGCUUGUUACACAGGUCUUGCUAAACAGUACAAAGACGCGUUCUUCAGCGCUAACCCUGACUUCAAGUGGUACAAGUUGCCCGCGCCACCGCUGCGCACGCUCUCCUCGCGGCCCCGAGACACCACGGACAAACACACGGAGUCCCCCGGCCCCGAAACCCACGACAAUGAACUAGAGAAAACCAAUAACAAUUCUACUAAAGUCGACUUCAACAAGAAACCCAGAGAUGACUUGUUCGAGAGCGAUUCCAAACCGCUGUCCAUGUUCACGCCCGGCAAGCUGGCGGACGAAGCCCAAAUGGGGGGCCUCAGCAGCCUCCUCGCCACUAAGACUGAAACGCAAACUCCAAAUCCUUACUAUUCACCGCCCAGCUUUAAGUUCAAUGCGAUCUCAAGCCCAAACGAAUUCAGAUCUCAUCAUUUAUUAGAAAUGCCGAAGAGAGGCGCUGUCAGGGAGGACUCCAUACGCGAGCUCCAGAACGCGCUUUCGGAAACCACCCGGGUGUUUGAAGAGGACUUAGAUAUGCCAAAUCGGAUAUGCUGGCAGGGCAUCCAGAACGAGUUUACCAACCAAGAUGUGAUAGACCAAAUAGUUGAUAAGAGAUAUUCUAAAGAUGAUGAGUACGGCUACAUGAGGAACGGGUCAGAUGAUGAAAAGAUGAGAUCUGGAAGGACGUGUAAGGGGAAGAGGUACCAGGAGUUCAUGGCCGUCGGGGGACUGAUAGUGAAUAAGAGACAGAAGAGGGACUACGCCGACAGAACGCCAGACGACAGCUACAGCGCGACUUGUAGCUGGGAACCUGGCAGCUCACGCAGCGAGGAGUCAAUCACCGACGACGCGAAACAUAGCCCAUUGAACGACAUGUCGGCCGAGAGCGAGGCCAAACUCGACAUCGCCGAACCACACGAAGACAAUAAUCCCAACAAAACAUUCAAGGCUGCCGACUUCGACUUAGAUGCUAAAAUCAGAGCCUUACCGUCGCUCAGUUUAGAAAAAUUCCAACAGAAGAAGCGUGAAAACAAACGCAAGAAGAAGACGAUCAACCUGAAGCCGAAGCACGAGACGUCGCAUAUCAUCAACUCGGUGCCGCGGCCGCUGAUGGAGGAACGGCGCGAGCCGGCCGACAGCUGGCGCGACACCGUCAGCGGCAGCCAGAAGCGCAAGCCCAGGAAGAUCAGCAUCACGCGGCUCGAGAUCAACAGCAUGGUCUCUAGCGUGGACAAGAUCAGCCCCGAGAUGAAGAUCGCGACGCAGGCGCCGCACGUCGACCUCCUGGCCCUUGCCACCCUCGCCGAGGUCGCCGCCAACACCUCCAAGCUGGACGACCACAUCUCCUCGGCGACCGAGUGCGACGCUUCCAAGGUAUAACCUACACGUUCUAGCCUUAAAACAUAUUCCAAAAAUUAUUUACUUCAUAAUCAGAUAUAAUAUUUAUACAUAGAUACUUUUACAUGGUACGCAUAAAGAAUAUUGUACACUUUUAAUUGUAGUUUUUAUAACGUAGUUAUAGAGUUAUUUAUAUUGGUACAGAGAAAACUAUAUGUAUACUUAUAUUAGAUAGUACGUCGUGUAGGCUGCUACAAUCUGCUUUGUUAGAUCUAGAAAGAAAAGGUGAUAGAUAGCUUAAUUUGAAUCACGAAUAACAUGGCAUAAUUAUUAGAUGUUUAAAAGAAUAUAUAUAGCUAUGAAUAUCCUGUUGUAAUAUGACGGCUGACGGACUCGCGCUGUCUCAGCGUUGGGUGUAGGGUGGCCGGGUUCUUAUACUGAAACGGCGGAAUUUAACCCAUUUUAGUUGAUUUGUUUGGUGACAAGGCUGGUCACUUGGUAGUCGGCAUUUUAAUAAAGUCAAAAAAAGUUAUUCGAAAAAUGUUUCUUUAAAUUUAUCCGCCGCCUGGCAACCCUAGUUGGAUACAUCACAUAAAGUAAACGAAUGCCAAACAUAAAGUCAUGUAAUUUAUUAAACCUCAUUACUUUAAAGUUAGAUUGUAACGAGUCGCCUUAAUUGUCUAUAUUUAUAAAAAUAUAAAAAAAAUAACUAAGACACCACAUGCAUAGACUGCAUUGCAUUUUGUAAGGUGAUUACACAUUUAUGUUCGUAAGUGCGAGUAUGUGUGCAAUUUUUAUUUAAUACUAGUUUGUACGCGCGGUGUCGCUUGUGUGGGUACUUUUAUUUUUAUAAUCACAAACUGGCGCUAAAACAGCCGUGUCUUGUAUUUUUUUCUUUAUACAAACAACUUAAUCAGUAGGUACUAUGAAAAUGGUCUGGAGAUCAAUACUAGUUGUUUCAAUAAUUGUUCUCUCACUUUACUCACAAUAAACUAUUUAAGAGUAAAAGAGACAAAACACCAAAAUAAUUAGAGAACAUCAGUAAACUUUGCUAUUAUGACGUAAUCAACUCAAUUAAAAUCAGUACCUCAUAUGGUACUUUUAUAAUGAAUUAUCCACAAUGUGCAAGUCGGGUAUUUGCUGGUAGGAGGGUAGUCGGUGUUUGUGUCCCACUAGAUGGCGACACUGGAUCAAAACCACACCAUAGUGGUUCGUUCCGGCAAGACGCAUCGCAAGGUUUGUUAGUAUACAUCAAGACAGGCCAGCAUAAUACUAGAUAUUGUAAUUUUAUUUGGCCUACACUGUACUUACCAUCGUGUGCAGUGUAAUGCUUUAGCCGUACCAGCAUAAAAAAAUACACAACGGCUGUAUUUUCAUCAAUAAGCUUCAUAAAUGCACUCUGUGCAAACUAAGAUGGAAAUAUCAAAUAUUUCUUGUCUUAAAUGGGGCCAUUGUAUAAUAUUCAAUGUACAGACACAACUACGACACGUUUAUAUAUAUACGAAUAUAUAUUUUAUAUAUUAAGUGGUAUUAAUAUCACGGGCACUAUGUUUUUGUAGUUCACAAUAAUUAUAAACUGUGUCAAAAAUUAUGACCGUUUCAUAAUCUAUUUGGUAUGGAGAAUUUAAUUCGAGUGUGACUCGUUUCUUUGUGAUACAUUUGUGUGUUAAAAUCAUUUACAUUAAUCAUCGACGUCAUUUUAAUCAUUGUAGUAAACGAUCAUAAAAAAAAAAUACAAAAAAAUAUAAAAUAAAAAAAUGCUGUUUAGAUGUAAUACAUGUCCCCGCUAGGUACCUGAGACGGUUCGAACGAGAAUGUUCAUGAAUUUAAAAAUUAAUGUUUGGAUGUGUAAGACUUGGGGUUGGUUACACGGUGCGACCUGCUGACUCGACUGAGUACAAGCGCGGUUUUCAAGUACUUUGGAAACACUGUCUUGUGGCGGAGAGGCGUUAAAAUAUCAACUUGCACGCUAGUUCGCAUUGUGUAAAUCAACUGUAAUACGGUCAUCUCGUCAAGCGAUAAAAGCGCGCGUAACGCUCCCAUAAACGCGUCACCAAUGCGCAUGUCACUGACUUAUAAUGGGGCGUUACAUCGACGCGAUGAUCGUUAGUCUAUUAAUGAACGUUUAAAAUGUUUUUUAUGUUACAAAGUAAUCAUGUAUUCUUAUAGUUUACUCUUAUCAGAACAGUGUUUCUCAAAAAUUUGUUUGUUUUUUUAUUAAUUUAUUUAUGUGAUGGAUUUAUUAGAUGGUUUCUGUGAUUUUAUACUGUCCUAUGAUAAGGUCGGGUGUUGAAGGGAGCGCGUCGGAGGUCUAGUCUAGUGUAAGAUUAAAAAAAAAAAGAAACGUUCAGUACCUACUAAAUUAUAAAAGUGCACUUAUAUUGUUUAAAGUUACAAAAGAUCACACAAGCCAUAUUGUGACAUGCUCAUCCAAAGACCAAAUGUAUUUAGUAUAUAGAAUGCUAGGCUGUAGAUAUUAUAUAUGUAAUAUUAGUGAUUUAUAUAUAACAUAUAUAUUGUAUAGAUCUUUUUAACAACAAGGUCAAUAUUAUGGCAUUCCAAUGUGGAAAAUUGUCAAGUUAAAUUUUUUAUUGUUGCAUUUUUGUUUUAUUUUCUUUUUCUAAACUUUUUAUAAUCACUUAGCUUAUAAAUACAAGUAAUUGUUGGUUUUUGUGUAAAGUUUAAUUGAUUGUUACGUUUUCUCGAUGCGCCGCUCGCCGCGGCUCCUAAACUUUAUUGAUGAGCUUUACGGGCUUUACCGUAUCGAUUGUGACCACCACGUACCGAUUGUCUUAUGAAAAUAAUGACAUAUGUUUUGCCUUGUCGUGAAAAGAGCCUUAUUUUAUAUUUGAGAAUUAGUGUUAAGGCGAAUUGUGAAGGGGCCACUAUGCGCAAAUUUCAUACAUAUAAUCCGAUACGUGUGUGCUGUCGGAUUUUUUUAAAAUACAUAAUAAAACAAUCGGAAUGUUGAAUUUAAUGAAAUUAAUAUGUAGGGUCCGUGAAAAUAAUGGUGCUGGAAGAUCUGUAUUAUUUUAAGGGGCCCCCUUGGCUCUCGGUAAAUCAUUCGAGCGGGGGGUGAUUAGUCAGCGUAGAUAAUGUACAAUUGUUAUUUUUUAAAAUGUCGCAGUCAUGUUUUAUUUAAAACAAAACAUUCAAAUUGAUCAAACAGUGCAACGUGUUCGCAACGCUGCGGACAUAUUCACGUGGAAGUAACCCUAGUAGUUUGAGAAACACUGGUCUAAGAUAUUUUAUAAGUUAGGGCAUAAUAAGUCGGCACCCAAAGUGUUUACCUGUUUGGUUCCAAAGUAUAUUGUUGAAUGUUUUGUUAUAUGCGAGCGAGUUUCAGUCUAUAUCCUUUUAUUGUAGUAAUAAAAUUUAUUCAUAUUAACAUA